GACUCUGUGUGUGUGUGUGUAUUUAUACAGAACUGCUCAACUGGUCAAAGGAGAUUUUAAGGAUAUAGUACUAAUUUUUUCUUCUUGUUAAAGCUGCACUGUCAGUUGCUGCUGAUAAAAGGUGGCAUCGAGCCAGCUUCCUGAAGGAGCUAUGGGGAGGGUCAUGGCUUGUCAUGACCUGGGCACCGGUACUUGAAUGUUGUUAUUAUUGGGAUGAAGUACCCUUAGGCUGUCAUCCUUCCUGUAAAUAGAAGGGGUUCUGAUUCUCUGUGGUUUCCCAGUUUACCAACUUGCAGAACAGCUAUUUUGUUGGCCCUAAGUUGGACUGAAUAAUGAAUUAGAAGCACAGCACUAUUCCAGGAGGCACUGAUUCAUCAUUUUAAUCUGUUAGCCUAGACUAAAUCAUAGUCAGUAAAGCCAAAUAAGAAUCUGUUUCCAUAUAGUUUAUAAAUUUAGGAACUCAUUUGUAUUGGCAUAUAGCCAACAAAUUGCCCAGCUCCACUCUGCAUGAAGUAAGGGCAGAAUUGUAAUUAGCAAGGAGCAUAACUGAGGGCCAAAAGUGACUUUUUUCAGUGACAUAGAGGAGUCACGGUGAUGCUGGCAGAGGGGAUGAUUCUUCUCCCUUGGAGUCGGUCGCCGUUCAACCACUGCUUUGCUUCAUUGCCUCUUAGAAGAGUAACAAGAACAGUUCUGUUAAUGCAUCUAUUAACUAAACAAAUUCUGUUGUUAAUUUCCAGAAAAAUCAAAUAAAACCAUUCAAAUUAGAAUAUAAUGUUUGCAAGAUACUGGCCUGUGUUUCGGUUUAUCAGGAUAGAGUCAUAAGCGUGCUGUUGUUGAAGUUUUCACCAAUGUGUUGCUGUUGUAACUGAAGUCUCAUCUAUCCUGAUGAAUAUUUCAUUUCCCCAAUCAUGCUAUUAAAAACAGAGUGUUUUUACCCUUUCAUUUCUGCUUUCUCUUUUCCAGUACCAUCGUGACAGCUGUGGCUGCGUCCUGUUUACAAAUUGCUGCUAGUCACAUUUUCAGUAGUCCUUAUGGGUUUUGCUUUCCCUUAAUACAUCCAAUUAGGAGGAAAUAUUUCUCACAAACACGGACUUGCUCUUCUCCUUAUAAUGACAUAGUUCUGCAAUCCAGGAAACAGUGCUGCAUGGUGUCCAUGUCCAUGAUUUCCUGAUGUGGGAAAAACGUGUGGAAAGCAUCUGGAGAGGAGGAGACCCCCUUUACCAGCUUGUUUCCUGUUCUGUGACUGGCUGCCACAUAAUCUUUUCUGUGUGCAAUCGUAACUACCUCCACAGGCACUCAAGCAAUCAUCAGCAAAGACGCUUCUUCUUUCAGGGACAAAGAAAUGCUGCUUAUAGUAUAGUUCGGCCAGCCAUGGUUUCUCCAGCUCACCAAGUUCCUAAGCACAUAAAGAAGCCAGACUAUGUGACGACAGGCAUUGUACCAGACUGGGGAGACGACAUAGAAAUUAAGAAUGAAGAUCAGAUUCAAGGGCUUCGUCAAGCUUGUCAGUUGGCCCGUCAUGUCCUGCUUCUGGCUGGAAAGGGCUUAAAGGUUGGCAUGACAACUGAAGAAAUAGAUUCCAUUGUUCAUCAUGAAAUAAUCAGACAGAAUGCCUAUCCAUCACCUCUGGGCUAUGGAGGUUUUCCAAAAUCUGUUUGUACUUCCGUAAACAACGUGGUAUGUCACGGUAUUCCUGACAGUCGACCUCUUCAGGAUGGAGAUAUUAUCAACAUUGAUGUCACAGUGUAUUACAAUGGCUACCAUGGUGACACUUCUGAAACCUUUUUGGUGGGCAAUGUGGAUAAAUCUGGUGAAAAGUUAGUGGAGGUUGCCAGGAAAUGUAGAGAUGAAGCAAUUGCAGCUUGCAGACCAGGGGCUCCCUUCUCUGUAAUUGGAAACACAAUCAGAGAAUUAGCUGUUGUCUGGCAACAUGGGAAGAGGAUGCUCAGAUGGCAGCUGACACCCAUUUCUCCUGUCUCCACUCUCCGAAGCAUGACACCACCGUAUGACAGACUCUGACAAUGGCUCCAGGAGGAUAUCUUGGCCCUCAGUGAUGUUCCUUUACCAGCUGGGUCACUGCUGAUCCAUCCCAAUGCCAGACACUUGGCCUGGCUUUGCCAUCAGCAAAAGAAAAGCAGCACUGGAGCUACUCUUGACUCUGCUGCCACUGGGUUGGAACAGAUGGCAGCAAAACAUAAAAUCAAAUACUGGGGUCACUAAAUAAUUAUGCUUUUAAUCCUGCCCAGUUCACCUCUGCCCAAAUAUGCAACAAAAAUCAAUAUGUGUGAUAAUAAAUGUUGUCAAUGGGUAUUUUUAACAAUUACUAUUCUGAAGAAUUUUUUUUUCUCUUGAUGCUGUCUUGUGAGGUGUACCUCUGCUUCCCCAGCAUUUGCUCUGGAAAUUAUUUGCUGGGAUGUGCCCCAUCCCUGGGGAACUGGCAGACUGACACAUCCUUUCCCACAGCAGAUGCCAGGCAGCCCAGCUCAGCCACAGCAGCCUCUGCCUCCUCCCUUCACUGCUUUCCCACUUGCAAUCAGGGUUCCUCCAGUGUCUAAGCUUACUGUCUGCAGGAAGCAUUUGAUGAAAUUGGGGUGGCAAUCUUGUAAGAUUGUCUUAUGGGAAAGCCACAAAGAAAAGCCACCACUGACAGGUCCUGGGCUGGGCAGUGAGACCAAAAUGUUGAGCUGUUGUCAGCAACAAAUGGUAAAUGUGUGCAAAAAUGCUCCACUCCCUGGCAUCUUGAUUUUUGAAUCAGAUUCCACAGUUUGGGAAUCCUGGAGACCAGAGAGGCUAAGCAAGACCAGUAGUUCAUUUUGCUCUUCUCAGAACUGUUCCAAAGUUACAACCAACAUGUUCAUUUACAGGAUUACCUUUGCAAAUUGUAGCUAGGAUUAGCAGAUUUGGGGUUUUUUUUGUUAUGAAGACUGUUUACUGUAAUUCCACAAGGAUUUAAAAGCUUGCUGGAAUUUUAAAGCUAGUAGUUGUGGAGAGAAACGCCUCAUAGGACCUUCUGAAGUGCAUGCAAAUACUAAAACCAGAUUGAAAGUGGCUGAGUUUCAACCUACAGUUUAUUUUCUGUGUGUCACUUCAGGUCUGUUGACCAUGUUACAUUUUAUGUAGAGAAUACCAAGACUCUGUAUGUAAACAAGAAGGAAGAAGGAGGGGCAUGGUGUCUGUCAGAGUAGAUGUCAAAGCCCUGUGAGCUCCAGGAUCCUUUCCAGGGUCCCCUCUGAUCACAGGCAGUAACCACUGAAGUACUGAUGCUAACAGAGUUGUUUUCAAGCUGUUUGACAAGAAAGUGGUAGAAUUCACCAUUGAGAUGCAUAUGAAUAAUUUCUUUGACUGCAGGAGGACAGGAUACGGUUGUAACACUGCCUUCUGUGUACCCUGGUGCUUGUGCACUUGGUGCCCAACAUGCAGCUCCUGCUGCUACUGCCACCCUCCUUGGCAGCAGCUGAAUGCUGAGGCUGGAGCUUCCCCUGCUCCCUGGAAAGUAUGUAGCUGUGGUGCUCAGAGCUGCGCAGAGUGAAACUAUUUCUGUCUUGCUACAGAACAUGAUUUUUCUGGAAGAAAAAUCAUGUAGUAAUACAAAAAAUGGCCAUGGUCUAUCAGUGGUCAGGGAUGCCAUGUAAGGACAUCAGCAAAACUGAACAGUUAGUGUGAUUGUUUAUGAUUUUGCAAAAAGACUGGCAGAAGAAGAUGAAAGAAAACCUUAUCAUAUGUUGCAUGGAUGGCUUCUCCCAUCUCUCUUCAGAGAAUCACUUCACUCAUAUGGAAAACAUCAUCUGCAUUGCUCUGGGCUUGGUCAGUGGAGAUCUUGAAUUUUGUGUAUGUUUCUGAAGAAUCUGGCUUUCUAACUCAUUGCCAUUCCCUGUAUUUCUUUCUUGGCCUUCAGCAGCAUCAUAGCCAGCAGGCCAAGUCUCUGACCCAGAUACAAGGGCAUGAUAGAAAGGCAGGGGAGAAAGUAUUUUCCAUCUCUAGUAGCACUUCUCGUCGCAUAAUCCUUCAUUGUUUUUUUCAAUAUAAUUUAUGUAUAAAGUUUAUGUAAACAUAAACUAUUUAUAAAGCCUGGACUUAGAGUGCAAACAAAUGAAGCCCAAAUUUCUAGCUUUAUCGGUAAUCCUCUUUGCCAGUACUUUGGAGUUUGGGGGUAGCUAAACCUGAAAUUUCCAUUCUUCUCCAGAGUUACUGAAGAAAUGUGGUCAGUCUUUAUAUCAGAGCAAUGCGUAGGUAAAAAGUAAUAUACAAAUCCUGUUGAAGCAUGUUCUAAGGUCUGAACACUGCAGCAUUAACCAACUCUACUCUCUCAGUGCCGUUACUGUGGUGGAGCAGCAUGUCCCUCAAUUGAGUGGCAUUAAAUUCUGGGGCGCUGACCCAUGGGCUCUGGAGCCAGUACUGCAGAGUCUGAGGAGCCUGGUGUGCAAAGGGGAUUACUUUGUACAGCAAGCUGAGGCCACUUUGCACCUGAAUAAAAGCUACCCCACGGGGAUUAACAGGCUUUAAUUUCUGCAACAGCUUUACCUUUAGUUGAGUUGCUUAACUUUUUCAGCUUUCCACCUGUAGUGAAACUGUGAGAGAACAUUUCCUAAGACAUAAAUACAGAUAAACCUGAAGUUCUCCAGUGACUACCUUCAUUCAAAGAAGCAAGUGAAGCUUUUAAUGUUUCAGGCAAAAUCUCUUCAGGCUAAGUGCCUUCCUGUCUUGCUCCUCUUUGAUUUUAGAAAUAGUAUGGGGGUGAUAUGUAGGGACAAGGGUGACUUUCUUGUCACUUCUAAUCAAUCUCCAGAUCUUCCUGAAUCUCUGCAUUUUUCUGGUUUGGAUAUGGGCAGGCCUCCUGGCUGAACAGCCUCAAAUCACUCCGUCCACCACUGCCUCCACCACUGCUUGAGUACAGGGAGAGCCUGAAAGUGAAGCUUGCGAACAUGGGGUGGGCCAGCAGCCAGAGGAUAUCCCAUGUAUCUCCAGGUCCUCCAGUUUUGGGGAACUGGAAUAGGAUUUUGCUUUCCUACCAUGGGUGGGGAUCAGUGCCCAGCCAUGGUCCUGCAGGCAGUUCUCAGAGAUGCUUUUCCCUGAGGCAGGCCAUGAAAGUCAGGACAGAUUUUGCAGGCAGAACUGAAGCACUGUAAUUGUUAUGAUUUGGCUUUGCCUCUGUGGCAGUUGGUUCAUUAGAAGUACAUUUUUAUUUAGCAUAAAUGUAUUUGCUGGACUUUCAAUUUGUUUUUAUACUAAAUGUUUGAAGUACUAUGAAAGCGAAGUAGUAGGGCUCUUAACUCUCCCUGUUGGCAGCAGGAGCCUCUUCUGCAGGAAACCCAGUGCAGGCCCCUGGGUGUGCAGCCCAGCACAGACUCCGCAGUUACAGAGAGCUCGGCAGACACCGUGGUUUGGUACUGUGCUGGGGCCUUGUCCGCCCAACUUGGCAACUUCAGCUGUGCCAUCUCAAAAUGAGUUCCCAAUGUGCUUGUGGAAAAGGUUACCCUCCAUCAAGCAGGGAAACAACACACCGCCGUUUUACCUAGACAGCAGGGCUGGCACGGGAGCUACCCGCCUCUGUUGGCAGGCGUGUUAACUCUGAAACCUAACAAUGGCUCAGCCGUGCUCACUUCAAUGGCUGUCUUUCGGAACGGUCUCAAAGUGGUGACCCAGUGUCGGUAGCAACACGGUAGCAGGGGCUGGGGCGGUCUAGGGGGGGUUGUGGUCGGGGCACGCACUCUGACAGGUCCUCUUUGCCC
Molecule: messenger RNA, 5729 nt
Organism: Cyanistes caeruleus (blue tit)
Lineage: Eukaryota; Metazoa; Chordata; Aves; Passeriformes; Paridae
Source: RefSeq, a predicted model, not a curated record